This is a messenger RNA of Dendronephthya gigantea, 2497 nucleotides long. Its product is annotated as zinc finger protein 708-like. Gene Ontology annotation, cellular component: nucleus. Lineage: Eukaryota; Metazoa; Cnidaria; Anthozoa; Malacalcyonacea; Nephtheidae. The coding region runs from base 91 to 2217 and encodes 708 amino acids. The record is from RefSeq and is a predicted model, not a curated record. The transcript has 3 exons.
UUUCGGACAAAUAAGGAUCUGACUGUCCACACAAAAUAUCAUACUAAUGCAAAUGACUUUGAAUGUUUUAUAUGUGAGAAAAAAUUUGCAAUGAAACACAUCCUAAAACGUCAUUUGAUAUCACAUAGGCAGAAAAAGAAGUUCUCUUGCUCCCAAUGUGAUAAGGCAUAUAACUUUAAAUACAGGUUGGACCAUCAUGUCAAGUCUGUCCACCAAAAUGAGCGUCCCUAUGAAUGUGAAGUUUGCAAAAAAACAUUCACAAGUAAUGACAAUCUAAAAGUACAUUUGAGAGUUCACAGUGGAGAGCAUCCAUACCAGUGUUCUGUGUGUGACAAGACAUUCACUCAGCUGUCAAACAAAUAUCGCCAUGAACUUGUUCACAAAGAUGUGAAGCCUUUCACCUGUUCUAUGUGCCACAAAGCAUUCUAUACAAAAUAUGAGGUAAAGAAACACAUGAGUGUUCAUGAUGCUCCUGAUGGAAAGCCUUUUAAAUGCACAGAAUGUGACAAAAGUUUUGUGAAAGCAUUCUCCCUCCGAAAUCAUAUCCAAAGAAUUCACCUGGGAAUAAGGCAUACUUGUACUAUCUGCCAAAAGUCAUUUAAAAUUCCAUCCAGCCUGAAAGAACACAUGAAGAAGCAUAUCAAUUGUGCAGCAUUGUGCAUUAUUGGAUCACAGGACUCAAUUAAUUGUGAAACAAGUAUGAAAAAAAAUGAACAAGAAAACAUUGUUAACAAAACAGCUGAGCACGAACUUCAUAGCCGAGAACAAAAUAAUUCAAUUGAGUCACAAGAAGAAACAUGUGGUUCUGCAGAACAACAGAACGUUAUUUCAACCAUGCCUCAUUUGGUCAACUCGGCUGGAAAUACUCUUGAAAUCAACUGUCCAAAAGAUGAUAACAAGGAUGACAAAACUUCAAGGCCAUAUUCCUGCAAUCAAUGCUCACAAUCAUUCCGCCGAGGACAAGAUCUUAAAAGACAUGCAGACCGUGUUCAUAUCAACCCAAAAUAUUUCAGGUACUGUGAUAAAGCAUUUAAGCAAUGCAAUAAUCGACAACGUCAUGAACAAACCCAUGUACCUGAAAAGCGUUUUAAAUGUGAAACAUGUAACCAUUACUUCAGCUCAUGCUCAGAACUCAAAGAGCACAUCUUAAUUCAUGAGGUUUCAGAUGGGAAACCAUUCAAGUGUCAUAUUUGUCCAAGAGGAUUUGCACGGAAAAAGAGUUUGAAGUCACAUAUUAAUGUUGUACAUGUGAAUCCAAAACAUUGUUGUAAUAUUUGUGGUGAGAGAUUUCAUACUACACGAGAGGCAAAGAAGCACGCGAAAAUACAUCCUGUGGAAGGUGGAGGACUUGAAGUGGUAGUGGAGGAAGUCCAGGAAGACAAUGUACAUAAUGUUAGUGUGCUGGAAGGAGGGGUGGGGGAAGGUGCGGAUGAAAACGGUGGAGGAGAGACGGUAGAGCAAAGAAAAGAUGAUGUAAUGAUAGUUGAUGGUGGGGUAGAAGCAAGUGCUGGGCGUCAGGGCAGUGGAACGGGCCUUACAAUAAAGAGAGGAAGAGGGAGACCUAAGAAAAAGGUGAGAGGGGCGACAGGAAACAAAGGUGGACAUGAAGUGAGGGAGAUGGUAACGACAGAAAAUCAUGACACACAGAUAAACAAUAGCAAUGAGAAAAGCAAGAAAGAAGUGAGCAAUGAAAGAGAAAAUAACGCAGGUAGCCAAGAUGAAGACUGUAGCCAAGUGCGACGCAAUGAUUGUAAAAUACAGCAUGAAAAUGGAAUUCUCGAUUUGAGAAAUGAUUUAAGGAACACGACAAACGAUAUCGAAGACGAGAUAAGUGUGACUAGUCAGAGAAAUAACGAAACAAAUUCAAAUGAAACAAUUCUUAAGAUCCUGGAAGGGAAACCGUUCGUAUGUCCUGUGUGUGACAAAGGAUACGCCAGCAAAAAUGGACUAAAACACCACCAUGAUAAAACUCAUAAAAAUAAAAGCGUACUCAAAGAUAAUCAUAUCUAUUAUUGUCCUGAAUGUAAAGAAGGGUUCAAAAGCAAGAGAAGAUUUUGGCUUCAUGACGUGAAAGUUCAUGGACUUCUUAAUACAUCAGAAUCAGAAAAUGAAACGAUUUCUGAAGAAGAUGGCAGAGGUAUUAGAGCACGGAUUAUUAGGAAUGCAAAAGGUGAUUCUAGUACACCGACUGAUACUGUACUAGAAUCACCUCAAUAGAUAUAGAAGGGGAACCUACAUACAAAAGUUGUUUUGCAAGGUGAUUCAAGGAUAGAUAAAAAUGAAACGAUGGUCGAUUUAGUUGCGGCGAAUGAUGAUGGCACAGACUUUGUUGAUGGUAAAAGAGUUGGUCAACGAAAGAUCCGAGAUUGGUUCCGAACUUCUACAAAAUGAUGUUUGAAAAUAAAUGGUUGCGAAUAUAAAAUUAAAAUAUAGUGAUGUAACAUUGUCAUCAGUAACACUGGUUUCGCCCGAGUUGGUUGUUAAUAACUAAUAUGAA